CUUUGUCUGAAAAUGGCGGCGAAGGAACUCAAAACUUUGGUCACUUUUCUGAUGUUUCAUCUCUGUUUGUCCCUUAAUGACUCAAUUCAUGGAACUCCUAAUAUAAUUAUCUUUCUGACUGAAAGUCUCUCUAUGAAAGAUCUGGGUUUUUACUACGAUAACUCCCAAGAAACUCCAAACAUAGACAGCUUGAUCGAGGAAGGAGUUGUGUUUUCGCGCUUUUACGCCCAGUCGUCAAGGAUUGCCUCUCUUUCAUCUCUGUUAACAGGAUUGUUGCCACCUAGAACUGGAAUCAUCAAGAGUAAGUUUCUGAACUUCAAAGAAAUUCCGUCUGUAGCUUCUUCAGGAGGCUUACAGCACGCAGAAAUAACUCUAGCGGAAGAUUUGAAAGCCAAGGGCUACACAACAAGUUUUGUGGGUUUAUGGGGAUUAGGAAUUGGUAGAAAUGCUGAAUAUUUACCUCUCAAUCACGGAUUCGACUCCUGGUACGGUGUGGCGUCUGCAAACAAAGAACCUUGCAUGGAAAGCUACAAGACAACAUCUGAUUCACUGUACACAUGGCAGUCUGUCUGUGCGUUUUUCAGUCCUUUACUGUACAUUCUUCCAUUUGUUGGUUUUGUCGGUUGGUACAAAGGCCUUGGUAACAUAGUCACUGUUAUCAUAGUUAUUAUCGCUUUUAUCAUAUACAGCAGUAUUCUUCAUGAUGUUAUACACUUCACAAUGGAUUUUAUCCAAGUUAAAAGCUGUGUUCUGUAUAGAAACAGCAAUAUCAUAGAACAGCCAUACACUGUCGAAAACUUGACCUUACGGUUUACAAGGAAUGCUGUGCAAUUUUUGGAGUCUUCAUCAAUUUCUUCCAAACCUUUUCUUCUAUUUUUCAGUUUCAUGAACCUUAAUCAACCAGAAUUUGCUUCAAGGCUAUUUUCUAACUCAUCACAAAGUACUUAUUCUGAUGCUCUUAAGGAGCUUGACUGGAGUGUUGGAAGGAUAUUGAGAGUGUUAAAGAAGCAGGAUCUAGAAAAUAAUACAUUAGUUCUAUUUUUAUCAGCCACUGGUCAUCAUGUUCAUAAAGCUUCUGAAAGUUGUAGUGUGGUUGAAAAUGGUGAAAGAGAAGCCUCAUGUCUGCAAGGUGAGACUGAUCAUUCCUUUAUUAUAACACCAUUUUAUUACAGAAACUAUUUGCUUUGAUUUUAUGAGUAGAUAGCUAAUUGUAUGAAUGGGUAACAUGAAGUGAAUCCUGUAUUUUGAUUGACUCCUGGACUCGUUGCCUCUAUUAAUCCUUUGAAAGAAAAAGGUGUUCAUGGUACCUGUACAUACUUCACAGCUUUAGUGAGGAUAAUUUUUUUUUAGAGGAAACAAUUCUCCAGCAAUAGCAUAAUAACAGAGAAAACCCCACUAACUAAUUUACCGAAGAUACCAUGUACUGUAUCUUAAUGGUUUGGAAAACACUGUGACAACACAUUUUGAUAUAGACAUACCAAUAGCAAAAGCACAAGAUAAUUUUUUAGAUACUGGGAAUAGAUAUUACUCAAUUGUAGUUUCUUAUGAGUGUACUGAGUUCUAGGUUGACUUCACAUCCAAAAUUUUUUUUUGAAACUUGCUAUUUUCAUUGUGAAAUUUUCCAUAAUCAAGGGGUUUUUUUUUUUCUUAUUUUGCUUUUUUUCAUGCAAGACUAUUGUGUACCUGUUAUCAGUGACUGUUUUUAUGUUGAGGAAGAAAAGAAAUGAUUACUGGUAUAUUCUCAUUAAGGUGGCAGUGUAAAUGGAAUUUGGGAACAAACCAUUCGUGUUCCAGCAGUGAUGAGAUGGAAAGGAAAACUUAAAGAAAAACAAAUAAUCAAGACUCCUGUGACAAUAAUGGAUGUUGUUCCAACAGUGCUGGAGUUGCUCAAUGAAAGUACUGAAGCUGUGUAUUUAGAUGGCAAAAGUUUGUUACCAGUCUUACUUAACUCAUCAGCAGAAUUUCAGCAUAAGUACAUUUUCCAUUACCUGGAUGUCACCAAGCCAGCUGCAAUAACAUCAGGAUCUUAUAAAGUUUUGUAUACAGAAGUUAAAGGUAAUUAUGGAGUCUGAAUCAUCCCACAUUAAUUAAUCUGUGUUUACUUGCUAUCCUCCUUUAUCUAACUUGUAGUUUAAGAGUCAUUUAGCAGUUUCUAUUCUGACCAGUAUUUCCCUCUACAUGUCCUCUUAAUGACUUAUGAAGGUAUGCCUUUUCCUCAUGGGUCUGCAUUUUUGUUGACUGCAUUUUAUGCUGUUUGGUUGCAUGUAAUAAGUUUACCUGCUUAGAGCUUUUCUAUUCUGUUGCCUCCCUUGUGGAUGAAGUCUUGUGUUUCUUAACCUUACCUAUGUAGUGGUGUGGGUCAAUGAACUUUUUAUGGUUCCAAAUGGAAAGAUGUUGUAUUUCAUUGGCAUGGUCUGAAGCUAUUAUUUUGAGUGUUUUCAAACUGAAUGUCUCUGUCAUCAAAGAAUGAUAAAACAAGAAAGAAGCAUUCAACUUGGCAAACCUUAAACUUAAUCUGGUUCCAAACGAAAAGAUGUUGAAUUUCAUUGGCAUGGUCUGCAACUAUGAUAAAACAUGAAAGAGGUGAACAACUUGGCAAACCUUAAAACUCACAAGUGCAGCAGUGUAAAGGUUGGGAUUUACAAUUAAAGUAAGAGAGACAAAUGAUUGACUGCUCACUUGUCUUCCCCUUUCUUUCUUCCACCUAGAUAGCAGAAACUUACAGUUUCAUGAACCUCCACUACUGUUCAAUGUUGAGGUUGACCCAGAGGAGACUUCACCUUUACCAAAUGUUGAACACAGAGAACUGUUGGCAAACUUUUCAGAUGCUUUGGCUGAGCACAUGAAAACAAGAAAAAACAAAUGGCAUUCACAACUGGACAGCAGAAUCAUUCCUUUCUUGUUUCCUUGUGCAAAUUUUCCACGCUGUUUCCAAGCUUCAAAUGAAAACAAUGACUUCUCAGAGUUAUUCAAUUAACUUAUUUUUUCAUAACUGUUGGCGAAAGGUUAGUCUUUUACUGACUUGCACCAAGUUUUAUCUACUUUGAAUAUUAAUGGAGGAAGCCCACAAGCAGUGUGCAUUGAGAAUCAUGAGGAGGGGAAACAAAAGUAUGACCAGUUACUCCUCUUCCUUCCCAUUGCCCCCUUUGUAAUGGUAAUGAUAGGUUCUUGCAACCCUGCAGUCAGGUAUUGGUAAGGGGUAACUAGGAAGGGGUGAGGGUAAAUUAUAUACUUGACAAGUAGCCUUCAGCCGUUCUCAAUGUUGUCUAACAUUCCAGUUACACAUUACUGCUGUGGAAGCUUACCAGACCUCUACUUCUGAUGGUCAGCAUGUCAACUAUUAUACCUCUGUGCCUUUCAGAAUAUAUGAAUGAAAAAACUUCUGACUCUCAGUAUGUUUUGAAGGAGCCCUUAAACUUCAACUAACAAACUGUUCGAAAAUUUUACUUAUUGUGAGCAUUACACUUUGAAUUGAACAAAGACAUCACUAAUAAACUAGUUUUUUUCAACAAACAAG
Messenger RNA from Pocillopora meandrina, 3517 nucleotides. NCBI's taxonomy places the organism in Eukaryota, Metazoa, Cnidaria, Anthozoa, Scleractinia, Pocilloporidae. The record is from the annotation of a GenBank genome assembly.